Molecule: messenger RNA, 2333 nt
Organism: Nannospalax galili (Upper Galilee mountains blind mole rat)
Lineage: Eukaryota; Metazoa; Chordata; Mammalia; Rodentia; Spalacidae
Gene: Utp4
Product: UTP4 small subunit processome component
Exons: 17
Coding region: 121-2208 (695 amino acids)
Biological process (GO): maturation of SSU-rRNA from tricistronic rRNA transcript (SSU-rRNA, 5.8S rRNA, LSU-rRNA)
Cellular component (GO): 90S preribosome; small-subunit processome; t-UTP complex
Molecular function (GO): protein binding; RNA binding
Source: RefSeq, a predicted model, not a curated record
UUCCGGCCUCGCGCCUCCGAGUACUUCCGGGGCAGAACUGGAGGGGACGCGCGGGCGCGCGCACGUGGGGCCUGGGCAGAGAGAGGCGAGGUCUCGGGGUUGGCGGUGCUGGCCGCAGGAAUGGGUGAAUUUAAGGUCCAUCGAGUACGUUUCUUUAAUUAUGUUCCACCAGGGAUCCGAUGUGUGGCUUACAAUAACCAGUCAAACAGAUUGGCUGUUUCACGAACAGAUGGCACUGUGGAAAUUUAUAACUUGUCCGCAAACUACUUUCAAGAGAAAUUUUUCCCAGGUCAUGAGUCUCGAUCGACUGAAGCCUUGUGUUGGGCAGAAGGACAGCGGCUCUUUAGUGCUGGACUCAACGGAGAAAUUCUUGAGUAUGACCUACAGACAUUAAACAUCAAGUAUGCCCUGGAUGCCUCUGGAGGACCUAUUUGGAGUCUGGCUGCCAGCCCCAGUGGCUCUCAACUCUUGGUUGGCUGUGAAGAUGGAUCUGUGAAACUGUUUGAAGUCACCCCAGACAAAAUCCAGUUUGCAAGAAAUUUUGAUCGGCAAAAAAGUCGCAUCCUGAGUCUCAGCUGGCAUCCUGCUGGUACCCACAUUGCAGCUGGUUCCAUAGACUACAUUAGUGUGUUUGAUGUCAAAUCAGGGAGCACUCUCCGUAAGAUGAUUGUAGAUAGGCAACACCUGGGAAUGACUAAGUCAAAAUGUAUUGUGUGGGGUGUGGCCUUCUUGUCCGAUGGCACUGUCAUAAGUGUGGACUCUGUUGGGAAAGUGCAGUUAUGGGACUCUGCUACUGGGACACUUGUCAAGAGCCACCUCAUCGCAAAUGCUGAUGUGCAGUCCAUUGCUGUUGCUGAUCAAGAAGACAGUUUCGUGGUGGGUACAGCCGAGGGCACAGUAUUCCAUUUUCAGCUGGUCUCUGUGACCUCUAACAGCAGUGAGAAGCAGUGGGUGCGAACCAAACCAUUCCAGCACCACACUCACGACGUGCGCACUGUGGCCCACAGCCCGACGGCUCUGAUCUCUGGAGGCACUGACACCCACCUUGUCAUUCGUCCUCUCAUGGAGAAGGUGGAGGUCAAGAAUUAUGAUGCUGCUCUCCGAAAGAUCACCUUCCCCCAUCGGAGGCUCGUUUCCUGCUCUAAAAGAAGGCAGCUGCUCCUCUUCCAGUUUGCUCACCACUUGGAACUUUGGCGACUUGGAUCCACAGCUGCCACAGGCAAGAAUGGGGAUACCCUUCCACUCUCUAAAAAUGCAGAUCAUCUACUGCACCUCAAGACAAAGGGCCCUGAGAACAUUAUAUGCAGCUGCAUCUCACCUUGUGGGAGUUGGAUAGCCUAUUCUACAGCUUCUCGGUUCUUUCUCUAUCGAUUAAAGUAUGUACGGGACAACAUAAGCCUCCAGAGAGUAAGUUUGCCAUCCAAAGAGCCCAGGGUUUCCAAAAUGCCAGCAUUCCUUCGUUCUGCCCUUCACAUUUUGUUUUCUGAAGAUUCAACAAAGCUCUUUGUGGCAUCAAAUCAAGGAUCCCUGCAUAUCAUUCAGCUGUUAGAAGGAAGCUUCAAGCACCUGCAUUCUUUCCAGCCUCAGUCAGGGACAGUGGAGGCCAUGUGUCUUUUGGCAGUCAGUCCAGAUGGGAAUUGGCUAGCUGCAUCAGGUACCAGUGCUGGAGUCCACGUGUACAAUCUGAAUCAUCUAAAGCUUCACUGCACAGUACCUGCUUACAGUUUUCCAGUGACUGCCCUGGCCAUCGCCCCGAAUACCAACAACCUUGUCAUUGCUCACUCUGACCAGCAGGUGUUUGAAUUCAGCAUCCCAGACAAGCAGUAUACAGAGUGGAGCCGGACUGUCCAGAAACAGGGCUUUCACCAGCUGUGGCUCCAAAGGGAUACUCCCAUCACACACAUCAGCUUUCAUCCCAAGAGACCAAUGCAUAUCCUCCUGCACGAUGCGUACAUGUUUUGCAUCAUUGACAAGUCAUUGCCUCUUCCAAAUGACAAAGCUGUGCUGUAUAAUCCACUUCCUCCCAAAGAUGAAUCUGAUGUCUUCCUGAGGCGCACGACCCAUGCCUUUAAAAUUUCUAAGAUAUAUAAGCCUCUGCUCUUCAUGGAUCUUUUGGAUGAAAGGACACUCGUGGCGGUAGAACGGCCUCUGGAUGACAUCAUUGCCCAACUCCCACCACCCAUCAAAAAGAAGAAAUUUGGAACUUAGAAGAGGGCAUUGUCAGUGUACUUUCUUGAACUGUCUUCCCUGGGUUUUUUUUGAUUUUUGUUUUUUGUUUUUUUUGUCCAUUUGUUUAUUUCCCACAUCAUGAUAAUAAAAAAAGUUAUUCUUUA